AUGACUUCCAUCCCCGACAGCCUCUCUGGAGAGGAUGCUCUUCGCUUAGCGCAGAGACGACAGUAUCAUCGCCGUGGUCUCAAGCCACAAUAUCGUUCUCUCAACCGCCUCGUCCGUGCCGGUGCCAAGCAUCUCGUUGAAAGCGGCCAGAUCAACAUCUUCCCUGACUGCCAGCAAGAUCACAGCCAGCUUGACAAAGCCAGUCUGCGCCCUCACAUCCAGCAGGACCUACGCAACUAUUACUACAACAUCGGCAAGUCAGCUUAUCGAGGUGACGAGCUCCCUACCCAUAAUGGUCCCAUUCGCCGCAAAAUAGAUAGCCAAGACGACGGCCGGGAACUCGCCUACAGCGACAUCGAACUGCCUUCAGAUCGAUAUCGUCUCGUUCGACGACCAACGCUCGAGAGAGAAGACGCUUUCCGAGAUGCAUCUACUGCCAAGGUGCACGUUCGCCGCCGCGCCGAGCCUGGCAACGAAGACCAGCAGGUCGCUGAUCUCUACCGCAUGGGACUGCUCUACGAUAACGACGAGCAGAACCGCAGCGGUGGCGACAGCUUCGACUUGAACAGCAUCCAGCAUGAUGAGCCUCUCUAUUCGAUCCGCCCCGCUAAGCGGGCGCGGAAGCACAAGGUCGCCAAGGGUGGGUUCGGAAACCACGCCUUGCAUCUCGAUCUCUCCUUUUCCGAUCUAGGCGACGAUGAGGUUAUUGCUCAGUACCUCAUGUCGCUAACUUACCCGCAACCCGAAGAGGCGAUUCAACAUGCGCCUCAUGACUCGGCCGAGUCGCAACCUCCUCUGCGUGUCAUUUACGAACUUGCCAACUCACAGCCUUCUUUUGAUGUCGACACUUCACAGCCUCCUGAUUUGGUGGUUGAUGUUCUUUCAGAUUACGACUGCUUCUCAGAUGGCGAGCUGGACGAUGCUCCCUCGCAGAGAGUGGUGCAAGAGAACGCAGAUAACUCACCUGCAGAUGCCUGGGUCGUGCUGGGUGACGACUCGUAG
This is a messenger RNA of Pochonia chlamydosporia 170, 1002 nucleotides long. RefSeq lists its product as hypothetical. Bases 1 to 1002 code for a protein of 333 amino acids. The record is from RefSeq and is a predicted model, not a curated record. The transcript has a single exon. Lineage: Eukaryota; Fungi; Ascomycota; Sordariomycetes; Hypocreales; Clavicipitaceae.